Messenger RNA from Scatophagus argus, 4576 nucleotides. It is a transcript of the gene cuzd1.2, whose product is annotated as CUB and zona pellucida-like domains 1, tandem duplicate 2. Lineage: Eukaryota; Metazoa; Chordata; Actinopteri; Scatophagidae. Gene Ontology annotation, cellular component: cell surface. The coding region runs from base 1849 to 4428 and encodes 859 amino acids. The record is from RefSeq and is a predicted model, not a curated record. The transcript is spliced from 27 exons.
UGUACUAUAUUUUUUAAAACAACAGCUCCAUGAAAUCCAUUUGUGUCAAUGGAGGCUUGUAAGUCUCUAUCCUCCUGUGUCUCUCAGCUCAGCCCUCUUGUUGGUUCAACUGCUAUCACAUCGGAAGCUGAUUUAUCAGGUCUAAAUUACUGUUGACAUGCCAGUAUUAUACACUUUUGCUGUAUUCAUACACAGUACUAUUUAAAUGAUACUGAUAUCAAUGUGUGAGAGUAAACACAUAGCCUUAUUUGAUGAGAGACUGAUACAGAAGAUUUACUGUCAUCUCAGUGGAGUUCAAUCAUAUCGCGUACAACAUGCUUAGGCAUGAUUCCCGCUAUAUGUGGUCAUCCCUAAUGAGGGCCGAAGCACAGACUAUGCUGCCCAUCAGCACUUGGAUGAGAGCACACUAUGCCUUUGCCAGGGCCUACUGCUGCCAGUAUACUUUAUAACUUAGGAAGUGGUAUUGUAGUAAUAAGGUAUAUUUCUAGAGACUCCAUUAAAUAGAGGACUCUCAUGGUUCUUUGCAGUGUGAUUGCCUCUUGUGGAGAGCACGGUACUGUCUGCUGUUUUGUUGUCGUCGCAUCUGUCUCUUCGGUUUUGAGUUUUUUCAAGUGCAAGACGACAACACCAGGCUUGCAGUUGUAUCAGGUUUUGAGAAAACAGCUGAGGCUACAGCUCCACCAGAAACCAUACUAAACAUCUGGAAAUGGUUACUGGAUCGCAACUGAGGGUGGAGCUACAACAGAUCCCCCAGGUUAUUGGGAAACAACUGAAGUUGGAGCUACAUAAGAAAUCCUGGCUACAAAAACUGCCACUGAAAUAAAAAGAAUAGUGUGUAAAUGGUUUUAAUUGUUGAGCAUACGUACAAAAUAUUUGCCUUUCCCUGUUUUUAUCUGAAUGGCUUGUCUGAUUGAUGUGUUGUUUUUUUCUGACAAUUUUAAACAACAGUUUCAACUAAAUCAGAGCAAUUUAUUGAGUGUAUUAAAAUUGGCAAGAUCUGAUUGUUGGGAUUAUGAUGAUUGUCUGAUUUGCUGAUAUAUUGCAGUCUGGACCAAAGUGGUUUACAAACCACCUCAGCGACUGGGCCAUCUGUACAGUCACUGCUAAAUCUAAGUGUGGCCGAAAUGUGAAAAAUAAAUGGAUAUAAUUUGGAUACAAGUUUUUUAAGAAUAUGUGAAACAUCAGUUGCAUUUUUUUGUCUUUGAAUGGAUCUGUUAUGUGUAAUGUUUACAGGACAAUUACAUAUUACUUUGUUUAUGCUGCCCUUUUAUUUGAAAAUUUCCAGGCUUUAUAGGCCAACAUAGUAACACAGUAUUGACCAAUAUUUUAUUUUAUUACAUUCCAUCCUCUAUUCAUUUUAAAACUGAUGUAUUUUACAUAUUUUUAUUAUAAAUUUCCGUUUAAUCCUUCUGUAUUUUGACCUUUACUGUAGUUGCUUUAUCUUUUUUCUUACUGCAUGACCGUCAUGCGCCAAAUUACCAGAUUCUUGUAUAUGAAAACCUACUUGGCAAUGAACCUGUUUCUGAGUUUGAUUUAUAUUAGUUUGCAAAUACACAUGUACAGAUCAUCACUGCAAUGGACAUUUUUUUUUGAUCAGCUCCUUUUUAAGCUCCCAAAAACCCUCAUGAAGUUUUACUCGUAUGGCCAACACCUUAAAACACAUCCUGAGGACACAGGUGAAGAACAUUUAUGGAUGCUUUAUGAUAGUUAACCAUGUGUGUAUUUCUCAGGCACAAUGAUUACUGAGUCAUCUAUCACUAUCGCUAUUGGUGGCAAGAAAAACUUUAUGAUCUGUCACCAUUGACUGCUGGCUAUAUAAGCUGCAAUGUUGAGCAUCUGAAGCAGAAGAUGAAUGAAUUCACCAUGUGGACUCUUGUGGUUCUUUACAGCCUGAUCGCCUCAUGUGGAGUGCAAGGUUAUUGGGGAACAACUGAAGGUGGAGCUACAGCACCACAAACAGCACCAGGUUAUUGGGGAACAACUGAGGGUGGAGCUACAGCACCACAAACAGAUUCGAUAACUGCACCAUGUGGUGGAUACCUGUACGGCAGCAAUGGCACUUUUUACAGUCCCAACUAUCCAAACAACUACCCGAAUUCUGCAUCCUGUACCUGGUACAUCAGACCAGGACAGCAAAUCGUGCAGCUGGACUUCUCCUAUGUAAAUAUUGAGCAUCACUCAUCUUGUGGUUUUGAUGCCAUUAACGUCUAUGAUGGCUCCAGUAGCAGCAGCAGGCUUUUGGGGAAGGUGUGUGGAACUGUUCCCAACACAACCACCUUUUACUCCACUGGUGCCUAUUUGACUGUGUUCUUCCGGAGUGACUCAAGUGUGACCAAGUCAGGAUUUCGUGCUGACUACAGGAUUGUGUCUUCAGGCUCCUGCAGAUACAACUGUGGCUACCAGGUUGGAAACUGUUCUUGCUCUUCAGACUGUGAAUACAGAGGGAACUGCUGUCCAGACUAUUUGGAUUUCUGCCCAACAUCAACUGUGGGACCACCAACCUCAGAUCAGCCCUCAUGUCGGUACAACUGCGGCUACAACAUGGGAAGCUGCUCCUGCUCAAGCUCUUGUCAAUACAAUGGAAACUGCUGUCAUGAUUACUACAAUUACUGCUAUUUCACCACUGAAAGUCCUGUCAGUCCCACCACAGAUCAGCCCUCGUGUCGGUACAACUGUGGCUACCACAUGGGAAGCUGCUCCUGCUCAAGCUCUUGUCAAUACUAUGGAAACUGUUGUCAUGAUUACUACAAUUACUGCGACUCAACCACUCAAAGUACUGUCAGACCCACCACAGAUCAGCCCUCGUGUCUGUACAACUGUGGCUACCACAUGGGAAGCUGCUCCUGCUCAAGCUCUUGUGAAUACUAUGGAAACUGUUGUCAUGAUUACUACAAUUACUGCUAUUUUACCACUGAAGUUCCUGUCAGACCCACCACAGAUCAGCCCUCAUGUCGGUACAACUGCGGCUACAACAUGGGAAGCUGCUCCUGCUCAAGCUCUUGUGAAUACUAUGGAAACUGUUGUCAUGAUUUCUACAAUUACUGCUAUUUCACCACUGAAAGUCCUGUCAGUCCCACCACAGAUCAGCCCUCGUGUCGGUACAACUGUGGCUACCACAUGGGAAGCUGCUCCUGCUCAAGCUCUUGUGAAUACUAUGGAAACUGUUGUCAUGAUUACUACAGUUAUUGCGGCUCAACCACUGACAUACCCACCACAGCAGCCCCCUGUGGAGGCUAUCUCUUUGGCUCUGGCACCUUCACCAGCCCGAACCACCCCUCCUACUACCACGACAACGCCUACUGUAUCUGGCAGCUCAGAGCUGCGGAUGACCAAAGAAUCUUCCUGCAAUUCACAUACCUGCAAUUGGAGAACUGCUGCUCCUGUGACUACAUUGAAGUCUACAAUGGGCCGUCUGUUGGCUCACAAUUUCUGGGCAAAGUGUGCAACGGCAAUCUGACUUCUUUCUACUCCUCCUCAAAAUACAUGACCGUGCGCUUCCGGACUGACGGAUCUGUGGUUGGCCGAGGGUUCAAGGCUGAGUUCUUAAGUUCUUUGCCGCCAGACUCAGGUCGGGUGGAGUGUUCUUCAGACAACAUGAACAUUGUGAUUGGGAAGUCAUACCUGGACUCUCUCGGCUACAGUGGCCACAAUCUGUACCUGAAUGACCCGAACUGCAGACCCCAGGUUUCCAGUUAUCAGGUGGUCUUCAGAUUCCCCAUUAACUCUUGUGGAAACAUUCAAAAGUUUGAGAAUGGCAGUGUUGUGUACACCAACGCUGUCCGCGCCUACCCAUCCAGCUACGGAGAGAUUACACGACAGUCUUUCUUAAAGCUGAAUGUGGGCUGUCACAUGGACCAGGACUCAGUGUCUCAGAUUAUGUAUAUUGCCCGUCACCAUGAUAACGGCACCAUUGUGGGCACAGGCCAAUUCAACACCAGCAUGCGUUUCUAUACGUCCAGCAGCUUCUACUAUGAGGUCACUCAGUUUCCUUAUGAGGUAAUGCUGAACCAGAACUUAUACAUCCAAGUGACCCUGAGCAGGAGUGACAGCAGACUGGUGCUCUUUCUUGACACCUGUGUGGCCUCACCGACACCCUAUGAUUUCAAUACCAGAGCUUACUACUUGGUCCGCAACGGAUGUGCUACAGACAGCACCUACUAUGCCUACACCACUGGCACCCGUCCAUAUGCCCGUUUCAGAUUUAGGGCAUUCCAGUUCCUGCGAGCCACGGAGUCAGUCUACAUCCAGUGCAAGGUCCUGAUAUGCCAAGCCUCUGACUACAAUUCCCGCUGCCGUCGUGGCUGCAGCAGACGUGCAACCAGAGACCUGGGGUCAGAACAUGACAGCCAAACUCUGGUCCUGGGUCCCAUCCAGCUCAAAGACACUGAGAAAAAAGAAGAAGGGACUCAUGAGCAGGACAAGGCUUAACUUGACACAGCAAUGAGCUGCUUCAGUCAUCUUUACCAGUCAUUACAGCUCUCACAAUUCUGUUCACCGUGAGACUGAAUUAUACUCAAUAAUUAUUAAAAGCAUCAUCAAAAGACAAUCUGUGUAUCUUAUUAUGUCAUUUUUUUUU